AAACAUGGCCUUACUAUAAAGAAUUUACAUUACUCACACAAAAGUGGCAUUAUCAAACAGUUGGUUACAAGUGCAAUAAUUACAAAGUCAUUAUUCGGUAACAGUGAACUUCGUGAAGUCCUAAAAAUAAUCAAGUUAGAAGCUUAGAUAUAUUUCGGUUGCUUUGACGUCAAUUAGAAACAGCAGUAUGCGCGAGAAAUCGUUAGUGCAAAUGUUCCAAGGAACGCUUCCCCAAUUGAUAGCUGUUCUUACAGGUACAAUCGGAGCAGUUUCUGAUGGAAUGCACUAUGGAUGGACGUCUCCAGUUUUACCAGUUUUACAACAAAAUAAUUCACACAUCCAUAUUUCGGAAAGGGAUCAACUUUGGCUGGAAUCAAUAUACAUGAUAGGAGGCAUUACUGGUUUACCGGUCACUAUAUUUGCUGUGGAUACGAUCGGUCGAAAGGGCUCAAUCAUCAUAUCAGCGGCAAUAGCUCUUAUUUCAUGGAUAUUAAUCGCUAUAGCUGACAGAUCGUUGUAUCUUUAUAUUGCAAGAUUUAUGGUAGGACUGUCAGGAGACGUGGCAUUUGUUGCUGCUCCGAUGUAUAUCGCUGAAAUCGCCGACAAGAGAAUAAGAGGUUUUUUGGCCGGCAUUAUAUACGUUAUGAUGUUAUUAGGAAUUCUUGUGAUCUAUGCAGUAGCGCCGUAUGUACCUUUCUAUGUACCAAGUAUAAUAGGCUCUGUUCUAGUUAUAAUACAAUUAGUCAGCUUUCCUUUUGUGCCUGAUAGUCCGUACUAUUUAAUUGCUAAGGGUGAAAAGGAGAAAGCAAAACGACAUUUACAAAGGUUGCGAGGAAGAGAAGACGUCGACCAAGAGUUAAAAGAAAUAACAGAUGCCAUUAACAGACAAGAAAAAGAGAAAGGGAGACCAAAGGAUCUCAUUCUGAUUGCAAGCAAUCGUAAGGCGGUGAUUAUAAUGGUAGUGCUAAAUGCUGCUCAACACUUUAGUAGUAUAAGCGUAAUGUUAAUGAAUUUACACGAAAUUUUACAUGCGGCAGAGUCUGCAUAUUUAAGCUCUGAAGUAGCUGGGAUACUUUUUGCAGCACUUAUGCUGAUAGCUGCAACUAUAGCUGAUGUUAUAGUAGAUAAAUUUGGACGCAAAUCUUUACUUACGAUAUCCAGUUUAUUAACUGGUGUAUCUUUGUUGAUUUUAGCCAUUUACUUCACAUUAAAGAAUGUUGGAUAUAAUACGUCUGGUAUAUCUUGGAUACCGGUAGUUGCUGUGAUGAUAUAUGCGGCUGUUUUCAAAUUCGGCCUUGGUAUUAUUCCUAUUGUUAUGACUGCUGAGCUCUUCCCUGCUAAAUUAAAAGCCAUGGGUAUGACCAUAGCUGAUUGUGCCUAUGUACUUUUUGCUUGGAUGUCAGUAGAAAUAUAUCAGAGAUUGUCUGGAGCUUAUGGAUAUGAUCUGCCGUUUUACAUAUUUUCCUUCUCCUGUAUUCUAACGGCAAUAUUUGCACAAUGGUACAUUCCAGAAACAAAAGGAAAGACGUUAGAUGAAAUACAAUUUAUUUUAAAAGGAGUGCCUUUUCCACAGAGGAGUAAUAGUAUAAGGUCAGAUUCUAUUUCACUUGGAAGUAUACGAGACAAUAAAACUAGAGAAAAUUCGGAGAAUAAAAUCAGUCAAGCAGAAGCCAGUAAGGUUUGAGUAAUCUGAUAUACUAGUUUUCCUACAUCGGUUGCACGUCAUUAAUUAACAGUUCAAUCGUAUGAUUUCGCGACCUUACAGAAUUACAUCAUAAUUGAAUGGCUGAGAGGAAAAGUGGUACAAGUGAAAUUUAGAUAGUUUUGAGAAAACGAGAGUUAAAGUUUAAGUAGUGGCACAAAAAGACCAAACAAAAUUUUAAAAUCUAAUCAAGAUAUUAUUAUUAGUAAGUUCUUAAUGUUUUCAUGUGCAGUUUUUACAAUCAUAUACAUUUAGUUUUUUUGAAACAUUUUUUACAAAAUGUACAUGUACCAUUUUUGUUGUUUAGAGUAAAAAUGGUAUAAGUAAAUUUUACCAUGAGUAAACAAAUAAAUAAUAUCUUUUAUAAAAGAAAUACACGUAAGUUUUUGAACAUUUAUUUAAGAAGCUACAUUAGAUACGAAAACAAAAUGUAUAUUGCACAAAAAUACAGGAACAAAAAAUGCAUAAAAAUAAUAACGAAAUGAUAUUAUAUAGACGUGCUACCAACUGAGCUUAAUAUCUUCCUCAUCAUCAUAGUCGCUCAAAAGUAUUUUAUCAUUGUCGUCUACCUCAUCGUCAUCUUCAUUGUCCUUCUCUUUUUUUUCUUCAGGUUGCAUUGGCUUCUUUUUCUGACCUUGUUUUCCCUUCUUCGCAGUGUGAUUGAGCUGAUUGUAAAAUUGAUGGUAAAUUGGUGGCACAAAGCAUAGUAGGUCUUGUAAAUUCUUCCAUUUUUCAUACUUCAGACUCAUGGGUGAACUAUACAGUUUGCUAAGACUAAUAUUCUGAGGUGUUCUUCCACGCAUCUUCUUCAUACAGUUAACAGUUAUAAAUUCAGUCUCUUCAUUGAGAGUGUACUUAAAUUUCAUAGUAAAUGGGUCUUUCUUCUCAAACCGAAUCCAUUUUAUUUCUCUCCAUUUUAUCUGCUUAUUCUCAUCAUCCUUUUUUAUAUUUUCCUCCAAUAUUUUCCUGCACGUACUCGUUGAAGUUUUCGAGUGAAAUGAAGUGCUCCAUCUUCAUUUCUUCACAUUUAAACUUCUUAGAACUGUUUCUCACAGCAUUCAUCCACUCACUGGGUACAAAAAUAUAAGGUACUUGCUUUUUGUACUUUUCAAUGACUCCGAAAUCUUCAUCGCAUUCCAUGAAGGUAUGUCCCGGUUCAAGGAAUUUGUGGUCUAUUAUUUCUAGCUGAGUUUCUUUAACCACAUACAUAAAAAAUUUCACAAUAUUUUUAUUCUUAUUUUGUCCCGAACAAGAAUCACUAAAUGCAAUAAGAUGUUGUGUAUUUUGAUUAAGACCAGCAAUAAAUUUUCAAAGACAUGAAGAAACUUCCAUAGAGCCUCUGGAUGCUACCGAUUCAUCCCACAUAUACAUUGAAGCACAUUUCUUGCCCAAAUUAUGGAUUCCAAAAUUAUAUGUCCAUAAUACUCGCAUAUAAAACACUUUGUUGGUUGUAAGUGCUGGUGUAGGUGAAGUUUUUUGUAGAUCGAAACAAACUGAUACCACUUCUUCAUUCCUUGAAGUUUCAGCCACUAUUUUUGUUUCUUUUUUGGCUUGUAUUCCCGAUUCGGCUUUUCGGUGAUGAAGCUCUCUCUCGCACAUUAUUUUCUUUUUAUCUGACUCACUUAUGCACGAUUUUACUGAUGUUUCGAACUUAUCGCACUUAUUACAAGUAUCGGACAAGGGAUGAUGAAAACUUAGAUUAAAUUCGGUAUUAAACACUCUCCUGUAGCACCAUUCCUUGACAGGAGCUUCGUUAUUUUCUUGACAAUGUUCUAGGUAACACUUAUACAUUUUUCUUAUGGUUAAAAAUGAAGGAAGGUACCGUCUACGGGGAUUGUAAUGUCUGGUGUAAUGGCUGGUAUAUUGUGGAAACAUAUCAAUAUGUCGUUUUACCUUAUCAAUUACAUCCUGUGAUAGUUUAUUAGGACAUGGAGCUCUUCCUCUUUUAUCAACAGCGGUGAUUCCAACGUCAGAUAUCCCAUUUAAAAUUCUCGAAUAACGUCCAUUGCUGAUAUCCAAGGUUUUUAAGAAAAACAUUUUGCAAACUCUCAUAUUUUUUAGUUUGAUAGUAACGCUCUUUUCUUUAUUAGUAACAGCUUCUGUACGUCGUCGUUUGGGCAAAGCGAUCUCUGUACAAGACGUAAUGAAUGCAUUCUGCAGAUUCCAAUUUCCUAGACCCCAGAAUUGGUUAAAUAUUUCCUGUCUUUGUUCAUCGGUGAAUUUUUGACACUGAAAUCUGCAAGUAUGUAUAUAAUUUUGCAAACUUCUUGCUUUUACUAACUUGUUUUUAUAGCCUACGUAUUCCUCACCUGCGUUUCUUUUUCGUUUUCUUACUUGCCUCUUAUCUAAAUCGCUAUAUCUCAAACGUUUUUUGCCCUUUUUCUUUAAUGACUUGUUUAAAUGAACAUCUGCAAUGUUUUGUAGAUCAUGAUUACUAUCGCUACUACUUUCUUCUAUUGGAUUAUAGUUUCUGUCCUCUUCUGAAUCGUCAUAUUCCGAAUAACUGUCAGAUUCUGAAACAAAAAAGAAACAUUUUAAGGUUAUGCUAUAAGUUUCUUUCAACUACUACUUUUUGAAGACAUAGAUAAAUAAAAUAACCCUAUAAAAUAACAAUUGAAAAAAUAUAAAACGCAUUGAAGACUUACCUUGCAUUAUUUUAAGGCUAUUUCACAAAUUGUAUUAAUAUUCCUGCACACUUUUAAAACGUGGCUGUCGCAAACAACUACAUAAGGUUUAGAACAAAAGUGGGACAUGUACGCUUGGACCACUUAUACAGAAAACCAUUACCAGAAAUUGGUGAGAGCUUUUACUUCUCACAUACAGAUGUCCGUAUUGUAGUGUGUUUUGUACUUGUACCAUUUUUAUAUUAAUAAAUCUCAACAUCCUCUAGCCACUCAUGCACAUAUCUCACUUUUAUACAAAAUGUCACUUGUACCACUUUUCUUCUCAGCCCCUCAAUUGACAUAAUAGGUGCUUAGGAAAUUUUGAAAAAUAAUAAAUAUUUAGCUACAUGUCAUGUAUGCUUGACGAAACAUAAAAUGUAUAAAUAAUUUACUUUAAUUAAUAAAAUACUUGGAUUUAAAUCUAUAGCAAAUUAUUGAUUGAGAUUUUCUUGAAUAUUUAGAAGAUAAAAUAAUACAAUACAGUUAGAUAGUAUAUAAAGUAGGAUACAUAGAGGAUAAUCAUCAUCCUCAUCAUCAUCGACUAAUUAACUCUAGGUAAAUCUUGGCCGAGUUUACUAUUUUCCUCCACUGCUGCCGGUCAUGUUAAGCUAUUUACAUUGUUUUACGCCAAUAUUAUGUAAAUCGGUUGCUACCGCAUCCUUCCAUCUCUUCCUUGGGCAACCAUUUCACCUUCUACCAUUAAGCCUUUUGUAA
Diabrotica balteata is the source of this 5079-nucleotide messenger RNA. NCBI's taxonomy places the organism in Eukaryota, Metazoa, Arthropoda, Insecta, Coleoptera, Chrysomelidae. The record is from the annotation of a GenBank genome assembly.